Messenger RNA from Physcomitrium patens, 3601 nucleotides. The record is from RefSeq and is a predicted model, not a curated record. NCBI's taxonomy places the organism in Eukaryota, Viridiplantae, Streptophyta, Bryopsida, Funariales, Funariaceae.
GGAGUGUUUCCUUGUGAGAGUGUGUUAUUCCUUUCUAAGGACAACGUGUGUGAGUGAGUGAGAGUGAGGACAGCCAGAGCCGGACUGCCUGCCCCCCCCCCCCCCAAUGCUUGAUGCCCCCGCCUUGGUUGGGGCUCUUUCUCAAGCCUUGUCUGUUUUGUAUUUGGGAGCAGCAUUUGGCGCGAUUCGCCGCAUUCUGCACUCACCAUGCCGUCUUCCUCUUCCUCUUCCUCUUCUUCUUCUUGCUGCUGCUAAUCCCCUCUCCUACGAGAAUCCCGAGAGAUUUUUGCCGUCAUUCCUUCGGGUUUCGAAGGUGGGAAGACCCCUCCCUGGGAUUCAAUCUUGAGGUUUCGAGAUCAAGGUGGGGGAAAGGGGGAAGUGUCUUGAUUUGAUCAAAGUGGGGCUGCAGAGGUGGUGGUGGUGAAAGGGAUUUUUUACUUGGUGCAAGGUGUCAUCCUCCGUCGUCAGUCGUAUUGGUUGCUGUCUCAAAGAAGUUUUGUUGUCUGUAUUGUAUUGUUAAGAAUUUUCAGGAAGUCGGCUGCGAGGUCUUGUCGCGACUGGGACCCCCCACUACGCGUCAUCCAGCCUUUUUAUUUGCUUGCCUAGCAAGCUUCCACUGUGUUUUAGAGCGGCACCUCCAUUCCGUUCUCGAGAUUUCAGUAUAUUGGAAUUCUAAGCUGUAACCAAGCGAAGCGCCCUCGGUGUGUGCAUGUGGAACCAUUUGGCGGCCAUUGUUGCGAAAGCUAUUUGGGAGGAGGCGCAAGGUUAACUGUCACCCCUUGUCCCAUUUCCCGCCCUCUAUUUCUAUCUCCUCGCUCACUUUUAGCGGUUUUUCGCGCCAUUGAUUUUGGCAUCUUCUCGCUUCAACUUUCUUCGAUGAGUGAUUGUGUCGUGCAAGAAAACCUGGAUAUGACCUGUAGAGAAGCCCGCCGCCGCAUCUUACAACAUAGUUCUAUUUUCUUGUUCCCUUGAACAGACAGACUUGGUCAUGGAAGCUUUCAACGAUCAGGCAAGGAACUGGGUGUCUUAUUGUAGAACCGUUGGUUAGUUCAUGCUUUUCUCUCGUAAUCUGACGAUGCUAUCAACCUUAUCAGUCCCCGGCCUGAGUGUGCAGUUCUAGUUCAUGUAAACACUUUUUGAGUUCGAACUCUCAGUUUCGGGCUCUUAUUUCUCCCCUUCGAGAGUGGUGUCGUGCCGAGCCUUAGCACGUAAAGGGCUUGAGCCUUUUCCUUUCCCCGGCGACGAGUUAGCAUAGUUUUUGGUCUCAUGCAUGCUGCCGGCCGGGUAGUUUCGAGGCUUUCAUUCGAAUUUAUUUCUUAUUUCUAGCGCGUCUGGGCGGUUUCUCUAUGCUCAAGGCACGGUUGUGACGGGUUUAUUGGUUUGUUUACAGGGUGGUACUGGAACCUUGAAAUCUUGACCCCUCACAAUAGGUUUCUCUCUCGCCGAAGGUUUGUAUGAUUUACUUGUCAAUCCUGGUGCCCCAGCUGCAACACCGCGCUCCGUCUUUGUCAGAACUCCUCCCUCCUCAUCUUGUGGUGAAAAAGCUCUGCCAUGGGCACACUCAUAAAAUUCAACUGUCUACUGGGAGGCUGACGAUUUGGCAGUCUUUGGAGGUUGUACUUAACCCUCUUUACUCUCCGAAAUCUACUUCUCAAGCCAACGUCUUUCUCAUCUUUUUCUCUGGGGAUUUUUCCUGAGCAUCUUGGACUUGAGCUCAGUCCUUGUAAACUACCGCACUUUGAGAUAUCCGAGGAGGGUACGACCUUGUCAAGGAACUUUUCGAGUCAGUGUUUUGAGCCCAGAAACCUGAGGUUUGGGCGCAUAUUCACUAGAGGGAUAUAUCUUUAUUUUCCUCAUACAGGAACACUAAUUGGUGUUCUUUUAUACCUAAAUUUUAGAUCACAAGGAGGCUUAGUAGGUCCUGAGGGAUUGAACAUACAGUGCGAAGAAAGCUAAUCAGCUGUGAGUUAGUUUGUAAAGCUGGCUUGUUUUCCUGGCUCAGGAACUGCCUUUAGCACUUCAGUUUGAUAAUCGUCAUAGCGUUGUCCCUGUUUCUUUAGAGGUCUUGGACAGUGGAAACCCCGAAGCCCGAAACCGGCGGGAACAGGAAUUUUUGUGGCACCAAAAUUUUGUAGUAGUUGUGGGUGGCUUUGUGCCCCCCAAAUCCGACAAGAUUGCGGGGUUAACUCACUCAGGACCGCUGGCGAGCCAGUAUUCAUUGUGGCUCUGGGACGGAAUUGGGGGUUCCGGCGACACUACCAAGGAGCGGAACUGGGUGACCAGCUCCGCUAAUCACAGUUGGUCCCUCCCCCCCACUGAUCAGAACUGGAGUUUGGCUGCAGCGGCGGCUCCCUAUUAUGAACGACAACAGCCCCAGAUGGGAAUCCUUGAGCGGCAAUCCAACCCGCCGGCUGCGUCUAAGGAGUUCAAACGGACUGUAGGCGACGGCCGGCGGGGUUCCAAGCAACAACAGUCUACAGGCGGGGAGCACAAAGGAUCACAGGUCGCCGAAUCCAAGCAGUUCUCAUCUGAGCAGAAGCAGCAACUCCCCGGCGAGAACAACAUGCCAGGCCCAACCGCACCCAAGACUGGUGUGUCCAACGGAAAUACCCAAUUCCAGGUCACCGUCAGCCACGAGAAGCGAUUUAAAUCGCUGCCAUCCGCUGAGGUCCUUCCCCGAAAUGUCACUCUGGGAGGUUACAUAUUUGUUUGCAAUAAUGACACCAUGCAAGAGGACCUUAAACGCCAGCUCUUCGGAUUACCACAACGUUACCGAGAUUCUGUACGCACUAUUCAACCAGGGCUUCCCCUUUUUCUGUACAAUUAUACUACACACCAGCUUCAUGGGAUAUUCGAGGCAGCAAGUUUUGGAGGCUCAAACAUAGACCCAACCGCCUGGGAAGACAAGAAAUGUCGAGGAGAAUCGAGAUUUCCUGCUCAGGUGCGGACUCGUAUUCGAAAGCAGUGUAAGCCUUUAGAAGAGGACUCAUUCAGGCCAGUGCUGCAUCACUAUGAUGGGCCCAAGUUCCGUCUUCAGCUCUCUGUUCCAGAGGCUGUGGAGCUGCUGGAUCUGUUCGAGGAGAAUGGAUCCCCUUAAGGGCUGGACCAUUAAUAAGGCCGGUUCCACGAGGAAACGUUUCGAAAUUGCCGUGUUACUGUUAUGGGUAGAGAGAAUGACGAGUCUUCCCUUUCUGUGGAUAUACCUUUUCUGUUGUUCUAAAGAUACAGGUACAUGGGUUUCAGUCUUUCGUAGAGAAAGUAGACAUCUAGAGAGAUUUUGAAGGAGAGAACCUCACGAGAGAGAGAGAGAGAGAGAGAGAGAGAGAUUGAGAGCGAGAGCCCACUUGACACAGACGUAAGCCUGUAAAAUUGUUCAACCUCCCCCUCCUUUAAAACUCUUCACCUUUUGGUAUAUUCUCGCCCUGGAUAUCACCCUCUGUAAUUUUCUACAUUUUGCUCCCAUUAUCUUUUCCAUCCUUUUUGUGGAAAAGAGGUAGUCACUUCUAUUGAUGUAGACCAAGUUACUACACUGAGCGCUUUGACCACAUCAUUCACAGGAUACGAUUUAUGUUCAAAUAAAAUAUCCACUCACAAUCAGUCA